This is a messenger RNA of Bicyclus anynana (squinting bush brown), 919 nucleotides long. RefSeq names its product charged multivesicular body protein 6-A (gene Vps20). The transcript is spliced from 2 exons. Gene Ontology annotation, biological process: vesicle budding from membrane; late endosome to vacuole transport via multivesicular body sorting pathway. NCBI's taxonomy places the organism in Eukaryota, Metazoa, Arthropoda, Insecta, Lepidoptera, Nymphalidae. Bases 238 to 858 code for a protein of 206 amino acids. The record is from RefSeq and is a predicted model, not a curated record. Gene Ontology annotation, cellular component: multivesicular body; ESCRT III complex.
AUGUCUGUGGGCCAGUUUAGAAAAAAAUUAAAAAAUAUUUUUAUUUGUUUGUUAUCUUGGGUAUCUAUCUUUUAGUAAAUUAAUAAAAAUAGUUACAACUUACAGUAGAAGAACAAAAAUUUGUAAUUUUUUUUGUCAUAACACAUUCCAUAGACCGUCUAUGUAAUGUUUCUAUUGUGUAAAUAUUGUUUCCAAAAAUAACGUAAAACUGUAACUCAUCUGACUAGGCUAAGCAUAAUGGGUGGAUUAUUUAGCAAAAGCAAAAAGCCUGUAAGUAGAGUAACAGAGCAGGAUAAAGCCGUCCUGCAGCUCAAACAACAAAGAGAUAAGCUGAAACAGUAUCAGAAGAAAAUAGAGCUGAACCUCGAAAGAGACAGGCAGUUAGCAAAGAAACUUUUAUCGGAAGAUAAACGCGACAAGGCGAAGUUACUUUUGAAAAAGAAAAAGUAUCAAGAAAAUCUUUUGCAGAAUGCUGAUAUACAGCUGGAGAAAUUAGAACAGCUUACACAUGAUUUAGAGUUCACACAAAUUGAAGUACAGGUGCUUGAUGGCUUGAAGACUGGAAAUAUAGCUUUAAAGAAAGUUCAUGAUAUCCUCAAUAUUGAUGAAAUAGAAAAGAUAUUGGAUGAAACAAAAGAAGGCAUUGAGAAACAGAGAGAAAUAGAUGAGCUAAUUUCAGGACAAUUGACUGAAGAAGAUGAUGAAGCAAUUGAAGCUGAACUUAAAACAAUUCUUGAUGUCAAGCAUGAACUGCCAGAGGUUCCUACUGAUGAAUUGCCUGAAGUGGUUGAGGAAAAGACACCAGAAAGACCUCAAAGAGUAAAAUCUAGUUCAAAGAAAAUUGCUGUUGAGGCUUAAUAAAAUAUUUAUUUUUUUAUUCUAUUGUAUCAAAGUGUAAUUAAUAUAUUUUAUUAUUCCA